This is a messenger RNA of Protopterus annectens (West African lungfish), 1386 nucleotides long. It is a transcript of the gene TRA2A, whose product is annotated as transformer 2 alpha homolog. The record is from RefSeq and is a predicted model, not a curated record. Lineage: Eukaryota; Metazoa; Chordata; Ceratodontiformes; Protopteridae. Gene Ontology annotation, cellular component: spliceosomal complex. The coding region runs from base 174 to 1037 and encodes 287 amino acids. The transcript has 8 exons. Gene Ontology annotation, biological process: positive regulation of mRNA splicing, via spliceosome. Gene Ontology annotation, molecular function: RNA binding.
CUCCUCCUUCUAGUGCUGGGCUAUCGCAGAUCGAAAAGCAGUCAACGCCAUUUUGCGUUGUCUGCAACAGGAAAGGAAGCUCGAUCGAGGCAGAAAGAGAACGAAACGCGUAGGGGUGAUUGUAUGCUGUAGUGCAUUUUAUAUGGUUUAUUUUGUAAAGCUUAUUUUUCAGUAUGAGUGACGUAGAAGAAAACAACUUUGAGGGGAGAGCGUCCAGGUCUCGCUCAAAAUCACCAGCCAGAAGUCCUGCUCGUGCAAAAUCUCGGAGCAGAUCAGCAUCUCGAAGUCCGUCACGUACUUCCAAACGAUCAGAGUCGCACUCAAGGUCAAGGUCAAAGUCCAGGUCUCGAUCUAGGAGACAUUCUCACAGGCAUUACUCUCGAUCAAGGUCUCGUUCUCGAUCACACAGGAGAAGGAGUCGAAGCAGGUCUUAUAGUCCUGACUACCGACGCAGAAGAAGCCGUAGCCAUUCUCCUAUGUCCAGUCGGCGAAGACAUGCAAGCAGCCGAGUGCGUGGUGUAAACACUGUACUUGGGGGAUCUCGCACACAAGGAAAUCCAGAGCCUAACACAUGUCUUGGAGUGUUUGGCCUCAGCUUGUAUACUACUGAAAGGGAUCUGCGAGAAGUGUUUUCCCGUUAUGGACCCCUGGCUGGAGUAAAUGUUGUGUAUGAUCAGCGAACAGGGCGGUCAAGAGGUUUUGCUUUUGUUUAUUUUGAGAGACUUGAGGAUGCUAAAGAGGCAAUGGAACGUGCAAAUGGAAUGGAAUUGGAUGGAAGGAGGAUUCGUGUAGAUUAUUCUAUCACAAAGCGUGCGCACACACCUACUCCAGGAAUUUAUAUGGGAAGGCCGACUCACAGCAGUGGAGGUGGAGGAAGUCGUCGUCGUGAUAACUAUUAUGAUAGAGGAGGGUACGACAGAUAUGAAAGAUAUGAUGAUUAUGACUAUAACAGAUACAGGCGACGAUCUCCCUCACCUUACUACAGUAGAUACAGAUCACGGUCCAGAUCUCGUUCAUACAGUCCAAGACGUUACUAAUGGCAACAUCUUAAAUUACUUCACUUCAUUUUUAGAAGGUGGAACGUCAACUUUAUUGCUGGAUUUGUAAAGAAAGCCUUUUUUAACUUUGCGUUGUACGUGUAAUUUUCAGCCAGAGUGCAUGCAUUUAUUGUGUAAUAUCCUUUAUUGGCUGAACAUUUCAGUUUCUUCUAUUUUUUGUAGAUAAAUGAAUAAAUGACAGUUUAUAACUAAAAUUUGUCCCAUUUGUAAAUUUACAGAAACGUUUUUUCAGUAAUGUUCUUGAAUUCUGCAUUGCACAUUUUUUAAUGCAUAAACCAUAUUUUGUGUUCAGCCUGUGACAUGAAAUUAAAUAAAAAAAAAAUCUGGA